Canis lupus familiaris (dog) is the source of this 1358-nucleotide messenger RNA. RefSeq names its product chromosome 12 C6orf163 homolog (gene C12H6orf163). The transcript has 5 exons. The record is from RefSeq and is a predicted model, not a curated record. The coding region runs from base 300 to 1289 and encodes 329 amino acids. NCBI's taxonomy places the organism in Eukaryota, Metazoa, Chordata, Mammalia, Carnivora, Canidae.
UUGCUAAGUAAGUUAACAAUUUAAUGCUAGAGUCUGGAAGAGAGCUACUGCUUAAAUCUUCCCAAAUCCAGUGCCUGUACCUUAUAUGGCAAAGGCUUUCCAUACCAUUCUUUGCCAUUAGGCACAUAAUCACUACCUAAUCAUGGCAAAUCAUUUCAUUCUUAUCAGCUUCUAAUGUUCUAAAACCUGGAAUCGCUUCCAGCUUUCUUAAACUUCUGGCUUUUCUUACAACUUUUUUUUUUUUUGGUAGCAUAAGAGUAUUUUAACUGCACAUAGUAAAAGACAUCUAAAAUUCAAUUAUGAUCAGAAAUCCGAAUUACACAAGCUUUGUUUGCUGUGCUGUCUGUAAUAAAAUAAUUCCACCUGCCCCUUUUGGGGAAACCUUCAAACGGAUCCAUGAAUACAAGCCAUUUAAGACACGCUUUUACACUCACAAAGAUAUACUGGAUAUCGGGGCAGAUAUUCUGGAUAAAGAAGAGCAAUUUCAAGAGGCAGUACUCAAAGAACGUAUUGCAAAAGCAGAAGCUGAUGUGUGGGUUCAGGCUGAUGAACGUCAAAAACAAGCAAUUGAGAAAGCACUUGAGGAAGCAAAUGACAAACACAAAAUUAAUAUUCAGAUCCUGGAAGAGGAACAUCAAAAAGACUUACAGGAAUUGGCAGCCAAAACCAAGAUAGAGGUGCACCAAAACAUGGAAGAUGAACUGCAGAGAGAACACUUGGCUGCAGAACAACGCAUGAUGCAUAGAAUCCAGAGGAUUAUGAUGGAGUGCCACAGGGAAAAGGUCCAGGCUGUGGAGAAGGCCAGGGCUGAAGAAAGACAGAUGGCCCAAGAAGCAAUCCAGGCCCAGAAAAGACUAGCCACGGAGGAAAUUUUGAAUACUGGUAUAACAGCUAUGAAGGAUCAGAAGAAGAGUAUGACCCAGAUAAUAAAAGAAAAAGAACAUGAAAUGAACAUUUACUAUUGCAUGACUCAGAGACAGAAGCAAGAAGAAGUUCAGGAAGUACUUCAAGAAGCAGAGAAGACACAUCAGGCCACGCUUGGAAAUGUGAUGGAUAAACUGGUUAACACUCAGGGGGAGCUGCUGUCCAUAGCAAAACAACUAGGCAUUAUGACAAACUGGAAAGAUUUCCUGGAGGAGGAAUUACAGGAAACAAGGGCAGCAUUUCAAAAAUACAUCAAUUAUACGUUUCCUAAGCUUUCGCCAGGACACGCAGAUUUUAUACUGCCAGAAAGAAAGAAAACACCUUCCAGUCUUAUUAUUCAGGAGAAUGAAACAACUCCUGAUUAAAAGUCUACAACUGAAAUUUCACUACAAAAGUCAUUGUUCCAAAGACUAAAUAAAUUAACUCAAAAACUA